GCUGCGUCCGAAGGCGACGACUUCUUCGGCCGUCUACCGGAUCUGAACAGGGCUACCGUCCCGGUCAACGUGGAGCCGGUCAACGUGGAGCCGAUCAACGUGGAGCCGAUCAACGUGGAGCCGAUCAACGUGGAGCCGAUCAACGUGGAGCCGGUCAACGCGGAACGAGCAGAGGUGAGUGAAGCGGAACGAGCAGAAGUGAGUGAAGCGGAACAGUUGGUCGCAAACGCGAUGCACGCUCACUUUCUGCAGGCAAAGGACACCACUUUGCCCGGUAGCAUGCCGGAGCCCGCUUUGCGGAAGGUUAUGGAGUGGCUUGAACACAUAAUCGGCCGAACAUUACGCAAGUCCGAGAGACACGGGUCCGAGCAAUGGGAUCUUCCGGUGAGCCUCCGCUUAGACUAUGUCAGGUCCGUAUGGGCCUGGGUGGCUGGUGUGUUGUAUGACAGGCUAGAUCGCGCCAGAGUGCUGAAGCUGAUUGAGAAAAGUGGGAAGCGACCGAAGGGUGUUAGUAACCAGUGGUUCUUUGCGGCGCUUUUGCAGAAGUCUGUUGGAUCGGUUGCGAAUAUCCUGCCGUGGGUCCGAAUGCUAAACCUCCCGUGUGAUAAUUGGAUUUUCAGCAACCUAAAGUUGUAUGCAGACAACGCAGCGCAACACUUCUCCUGUUUGCCUGCGUCUGAAGCCGAGCGAGCAUGCACAGCUUCUCUGUUCCUUCACAUGCUACUCGAGACCAAUCGAAACCCAGACCGUCGCGCGUCAUUACGCCAGAUGUUCCAGAGACCGAUCGAGUGGAUCAAUCCAGUGGACAUUGAGCUGACGGCUUUUCUCUACAACAGGUUAGGCGGCGGGGCCUGCGACCAUCUCGCGCGUGUGUCCAGACAAUUCUGGGGUUCGCCGAACACCACGUGUUUGUCAGACCCAUGCUUCCUCGGAUGCGUCCUCGGGGUCAUCAGAUGCUGCACGCCUUACAGGCUUCAACAGCUUUGCAGGCCUCUAAACUUCCAAUACAACAAGGACAAAAAAUGCCCAUCCACUUGUACCGCUCUCGAAGGCCCUGACUUCUUCGGACGCCUCCCGGGCUACAAUUUUCCAACCACCCAUUCCCCAGCCCCGGGAGGCUUCUAUAGCCCCGACCUUGCUGAAGGCACCUUUCGCGGCAUCAUCUCUAACAAAGCCGACGAGCUCAGCACCUUCAUCGUUCCCGGAGGAC
Molecule: messenger RNA, 1210 nt
Organism: Gregarina niphandrodes
Lineage: Eukaryota; Apicomplexa; Conoidasida; Eugregarinorida; Gregarinidae
Exons: 1
Source: RefSeq, a predicted model, not a curated record